UCACAAUUCAAUAGAACAACGAUUAGGGCUAUAGAUCAGAGAGAGAGAGAGAGAGAGAGAGAGAGAUGAAAAAAUCGAAUCCAGUAAUGGAGAAGCGCGUGAAGAAGAUACUGAGACACGUGAAGAAACUGCAAGAGGAGAAUGCGGCGAAUCAAAAGUUAAGAAUCGAUAAGAUACUCCGGCAGAUGAACAAAUUGCAACAGGAAUCAGAGGAGAGAGGGAAACUGGAAGCGAUGAAAGAAUGGGGAGAAGAGAAGAGGCUGAAAUUCAUCGAGGAAUCUAAAGAGGAUCCGAAAUUGGAAUAUCAGAAGCAGGCUCUGGCGAGGAAAUUCUGGCCCGAAAGUUAUUGUUAUCACCAAUGUGCCGGUGGUGCAACCACCAUGUACAACCGAGAUUCUACCGAUUCCUACACUCCGCAGGAAGUGCAAAAGGUCAAAAAUUAUGCCGAUACAGCAAUUCGUGUGUUCAACCAAAGACAAGCCGUCGAAUACAGUGUGGUGGACGUAAUCGAAGCAACCAUACGUGUAGUGGAUGGAUUUAUAGUUUAUUUGACGUUUACCGCCAAGCUUGAUGAUGAUGAUUAUGAACACGAUGCCGAAACAUUCGGCGCAACUGUUCACUAUUCGAUCAAAGGUGUCCAAGUUACGUAUGUUGAUUUGUCUUCUACUUAGCUGUUUUUUCGAUCUAAUCUUUGCCUUUUGCGACGUUUUUUUCCUUUUUCUUAAUUAAGUUGCUAUAUAUGUUUCAUGAUUUUUACUGGCUUUCGUUGUUCAUAUCGUUUGCUAUUGGUGGGCAUGUUGAUGAGGACCGUGUGCAUGUGCAACUCUAGUAGUUCAUUCUACUUAGAUCGGUAAAUCUAAAUGUUAAACGAAACAGGGUUUUGUAAUUGUCGAGAAUUGUCAAAUCAUAAUGUACAAGGCUACGUACUCAAAUGAAAUAAAUUGAAAACAAA
This is a messenger RNA of Erythranthe guttata (spotted monkey flower), 952 nucleotides long. RefSeq lists its product as uncharacterized. Lineage: Eukaryota; Viridiplantae; Streptophyta; Magnoliopsida; Lamiales; Phrymaceae. The record is from RefSeq and is a predicted model, not a curated record.